CUCCUCGUCUCUGGAAAUAUUCUCAAACUUUUGCUCGUCUUCCAGAUAUUGUUCUGAGGAGUAACCAUGAGAAUAGCCAUCUUGUUUGGUUUGGUGGCCUUUGCAUCGGCCGAGGUAUUGCCAUCCACCUCCUAUGGAGCCCCGAACGGAGGAUUCUCAAACGGUUUUGGAGCUCUGAACGGAGCCUCAAACAACGGUUUUGGGGCCCCAAGCAAUGGUUACUCUGCACCAAGCAACACCUAUGGACUGCCAAAUGGCGCUUACGGAGUAGACCCUGAGAUUGUCGCGUUGAGCGAGAACAUUCCAGGGGGCGGCGUCCCCGGCGAGGACUACCCCAUCUUGGCUUCCGUGCCCGACACCGGCUUCUCGUGCGAUGCCCAGGCGGUGCAAGGUUAUUACGCCGACACUGCGCCUGAAGCCGGCUGCCAAGUGUUCCAUAUCUGCCAGGACCGUGCCCUCAGGCGCCAACAGGACUCGUUCCUGUGCCCCAACGGUACCAUCUUCAACCAGCAGUACCUGGUAUGUGACUGGUGGUUCAACGUGGACUGUUCUCAAGCUGAGAGCUUCUACUCCGUCAACGAACUCAUCGGAGUCGUUCCCGACGCCGGUUAUGGCUACGCUGCCGCCACUAACGGCAUCCUCAACGGAAACGGAUAUGGAUCCAAUGGCAACGGAGCCAACGGAAACGGAAGGAACGGAGCUAAUGGAUACGCUUCCAAUGGCAACGGAGCCACCAAUGGAAACGGAUAUCGCUCAAACGGCAACGGCGUCGGUGCUAAUGGCAACGGCAACGGAAUCUCCAAUGGCAAUGGUAGGAAUGGCUAUGCUUCUAAUGGCAACGGAGCGAACGGUGUCAAUGGAAUGGUAAUGGCAACGGCAUCGGAAGAAGCUCACUCAAUGGCAAUGGUGUAAAUGGUAAUGGCAACGGUAAUGGUGUUAAUGGC
Penaeus monodon (black tiger shrimp) is the source of this 944-nucleotide messenger RNA. Its product is annotated as trihydrophobin-like. Gene Ontology annotation, molecular function: chitin binding. NCBI's taxonomy places the organism in Eukaryota, Metazoa, Arthropoda, Malacostraca, Decapoda, Penaeidae. Gene Ontology annotation, cellular component: extracellular region. The transcript has 2 exons. The record is from RefSeq and is a predicted model, not a curated record. Bases 67 to 912 code for a protein of 281 amino acids.